Drosophila eugracilis is the source of this 2076-nucleotide messenger RNA. RefSeq names its product P protein. The transcript has a single exon. Bases 1 to 2076 code for a protein of 691 amino acids. The record is from RefSeq and is a predicted model, not a curated record. Gene Ontology annotation, biological process: transmembrane transport. Lineage: Eukaryota; Metazoa; Arthropoda; Insecta; Diptera; Drosophilidae. Gene Ontology annotation, cellular component: membrane.
AUGAAUUCGAUACAGUACACUCGCAAGAGGGUCUCCUCCCCGCAAACCACAUCAGAUUACGUCUUUCUGAUCAUCAAAAUGUCCAUCCUGGUGGCACUGUGGGCCAUAUUCACUUUCGUCCUGCUCACGUACGGGGACGAAGUAGACGAGACCUCGAUGGUGACGGUUUUGCCGAAUAAAACAGUGUACAGGACCUUCGAAAUGAAAUAUGAUUCCGUGGGCGUGAGUCUGCAAGGAGCCUUUAACCCUUACCUCACGAAACAUUGGUACAAUGCGUCCGGCUUCACGUCUAUUGGCGUUCGCUUGGAGUGGCGCAAUACCGAAAUGAAUGUCAGCUAUCUGCGCACAGACAGAUGGGAUGUGUAUAUGUCGAAGGAUAGAAAAAGGUUCGUUACGGUAAAAAAGGUCUUUCCCUUUUCCCUCACGGCUUUGUAUCAAGUACGUUCGUUGAACAAGGACCAAGGACCGCUGGAUUUUAAUGAUCGCUUUGUCUCACCCAAUGAAUGGGCGGUUGCCGAAACGGUGAUCUCCUUUGAAAGCGAAGACAAUCAUCCGGUGGGUCUGGUCGUGACGGUGGACAAUACUCCGUUGGAUGAAGUAAGAGGUUGUAUAUACGGCGCCAUCCUGAUCCUAGCCCUCUAUGUGAUAAUCGUCUGGGAAGUGGCCGAUCGAAUCCUGUGCACUCUUCUAAUAACCACUGCUUCUUUGGCUAUUCUCGCUCUGCUGGGCAAUAAGCCUUCUUUCGAUAUGGUGAUAUCAUGGGUGGACUUUGAGACACUGAUGCUGCCGAUGGGCAAUAUGAUAAUGACGUCACUGAUGGGGGAAACCGGAUUCUUCGAUUAUGCAGCCCUAGUAAGCUAUAGGAUCUCGAGAGGCCAUCCCUGGCUGCUGAUCGCCCUUUUGAGCGCCGUAGUUUCCAUGCUUUCGGUUUUCCUCGACAAUGCCACUGUGGUGCUUCUCACUUGCCCCACUGUCAUCCGAUUUUGUGAGGUCAUGGACAUCAGAACCACUCUGGUCCUGAUCAUGGUGGCAAUAUAUGCGAAUAUCGGUGGAUCCAUUACCCCCGUGGGUGGAUCGCCAAAUAUCAUUAUAGCCACCAACAAGCUAGUGGAAUCCUCUGGAAUCAAUUUCUUUAGCUUCUCUUUGCACAUGCUGCCGACUGCGUUGAUUUGUUUGCUGGUGGUAUAUGGCAUGCUCUACAUGACCCUCGGCAAGAAGAUAUUUAUUCUGGACGAGAAACAGUUGGAGUUGGCUAAGAGUAGGCAAAAGGAGACCCCCUCGGGCGACAUCGAGCACCGGGCAGAAGAAUUGAGAAGGAUGUAUUCGGGUAGGAGAUGGCUUCAGCCUGUCGACAACUUUUUUGAGACUUUGGCCACCAUGGAGGCGAGCUAUGGUAUCCGCAAGAAGAUGCUGCUGGUGUACACGCUCUUGGCCAUAUGUUUUGCCGCCGUCUGCUUGAUCCUGCAAUCGUAUCCCCAGACCGUUCCUGGGGCCUCCUUGGGGUGGAUUGCCAUUUUAGCAGCAUUUCUCCUUCUUAUCCUGGCUGACAAGAGGACACUAUAUCGUACUCUGUCCAGAAUCGAGUGGGGAGUAAUGCUCUUACUUGCCUCGCUUUUGGUUCUCACCGAGGUCGUGGGCGAACUGGGUCUCAUCGCCUGGCUGGGCGACAAGGCGGUUAUCGUAGUCGAGCAAGUGGAUGAGGAAUAUCAAAACAUGGUUGGUAUGCUCCUCGUUCUUUGGCUAUCAGCCCUACUGUCCGCCUUCAUCCAUAAUACGAUGGUGGCCUCCAUAAUGGUGAAGAUCUCCAUCGAGAUGGCCUACAAUGAUAAAGUAGUGGUGCGCCUUAUUUCCCUCGUCUGGGCGACCAGCUGCGGAUCCUGUUACGGAGCCAAUGGAACACUCUUGGGAUCCAUGGCCAACGAGUUCACCGCAGCGGUAGGCCGGGCGCACGGCUACGAAUUGAGCUUCCGUCAAUUCUUUCUGCUGGGAUUCCCCAUCAUGAUCGUCACCCUGAUCAUCUGCUCCUUUUUCCUGAUGAUGGCCAGCUCGCUGUUUUCUUGGACUGUAUCCAGUUAG